AUGGAUUUGAAUGUUGAGUCUUCCAUUAGUACUACACAACUUAACACUAAUAUUGUUGUGGCCAAGGUAGAAUAUUACUACCUCCGUUUUUCAAUCAAGAACAUUGAUGAUAUUCCAGAUUACAAUAAGCCCCACCCUCGCACUCCUCUUCCCCUCCCGUUAAGCAAACCCACCGAACACCACGUAAUCAUUGCUGCUGCUGCUCGCGACGCCUCCCAGACCCCCUUCGGAUCUCCUUCCCCUACGCAGCUACAUCAAAGACAGAAGACGAGCAGCCCCGCUGCUUCGCUUCUGCCUUCUCGUCCGAGGUCACCGCCGCCUCGCUGCUUCGAUCUAGUCAAACUCUGGAUGCCACCACCGAUUGCAAGUCGAGCAACGAACCUUCGUGAUCCCUUUUGA
Messenger RNA from Lactuca saligna, 399 nucleotides. Lineage: Eukaryota; Viridiplantae; Streptophyta; Magnoliopsida; Asterales; Asteraceae. The record is from the annotation of a GenBank genome assembly.